GAGGGAAACCCUGGCGGGGAGACUCGGCCCCCAAAGCGGAGGCCGUCUGAGGUGUCCGCGGCAGCCGGUGAGGGGGAGGAAUGUGGCCUCAUGGAUGAGCUGGUACAUGACUUAGCCUCAGCCUUGGAGCAGACAUCUGAGCAGAGCAAGCUUGGUGAACUGUGGGAGGAGAUGGCUCUCAGUCCUCGGCAGCAGAGGCGGCAGCUUCGGAAACGGAGAGGCCGGAAGCGCCGUUCAGACUUCACUCACCUGGCAGAGCAUACCUGCUGUUACAGUGAGGCCUCUGAGUCAAGUCUGGAUGAGGCCAUUAGGGACUGUCGAGAAAUGGCCCCGGUCACCAAUUUUAGUGACUCUGAUGACACAAUGGUAGCUAAACGGCAUCCAGCUCUCAAUGCCCUUGUUAAGAGUAAGCAGCAUUCUUGGCAUGAAUCUGAUUCCUUUACUGAAAAUGCGCCCUGUCGACCACUCAGGCGCCGAAGGAAGGUGAAGCGAGUGACGUCAGAAGUGGCUGCCAGUCUUCAGCAGAAGCUUAAGGUAUCAGAUUGGAGCUAUGAGAGAGGCUGCAGGUUCAAGUCUGCGAAAAAGCAGCGCCUGUCCCGUUGGAAGGAGAAUACUCCCUGGACCUCAUCAGGCCGCGGGUUGUGUGAAUCAGCAGAAAAUAGGACUUUCCUGAGCAAAACGGGAAGGAAAGAAAGAAUGGAGUGUGAAGCAGAUGAACAAAAACAGGGCUCUGAUGAAAACAUGUCGGAAUGUGAAACCAGCAGUGUGUGUAGCAGCAGUGACACGGGGCUCUUUACCAAUGACGAAGGACGGCAAGGUGAUGAUGAGCAGAGCGAUUGGUUCUAUGAAGGAGAAUGUGUUCCAGGAUUCACUGUCCCUAAUCUUCUGCCAAAGUGGACUCCUGAUCACUGCUCUGAAGUAGAAAGAGUGGAUUCUGGACUCGAUAAACUUUCAGAUUCCACAUUCCUUUUACCUUCUCGACCAGUUCAAAGAGGGUACCAUGCACGCUUGAAUCGUCUGCCGGGAGCUGCAGCUCGAUGCCUCAGAAAGGGGCGAAGAAGGCUUGUUGGGAAGGAGACCAGUAUAAGUACAUUGGGUACUGAGAGGAUAGGCCACAUCAUCAGUGACCCUCGGCAGAAAGAAAAGAAUAAAGCAUUGGCUUCUGAUUUUCCUCACAUUUCUACUUGUGCAAAUGAGUUUAAUCCACUUUCUCCCCUUUACUCUCUGGAUGUUCUUGCUGACGCUUCUCAUCGAAGAUGUUCACCAGCGCAUUGCUCUGCCAGACAGACUAACAUACACUUGGCACCCCCAUGUUCACGUGACAUCAAGAGGAAACGGAAACCUGUGGCCACAGCGUCUCUGUCUAGCCCAAAUGCAGUUCAUUCAGAUGCAGUGGAGCCUAUGACACCAGCAUCACAGACCCAGAAAUCUCCAAACUCUGAGUGGUUGGUCAGGACCUGUGCCACAGAGAAAGCCACGGACCAGGCUGCAACUACAUUUUUUAAAAUGCCACAAGAAAAGAGCCCUGGAUGCAGCUAAAGAGCAGUAUUUUACUCAGGAGCUGUCUGGUUUUUGUGCAAAUGUUAGACUUUGUAUUAUAGAGCCUUGCAUAUCUUUGACAUUCCCAGUCCUUUCACCACCAGGGCUGACUCUUCUUCAGACAAAGGAGUAGAAAAAUCGUAUUGUGGAAAUUCAUAAAAAAAAUAAUCAUUAAAAAAAUUAGUAAAGUAUUGGGGCAGCAAUUAAAAACAAAGUCAUCCUGUGCUAUAUUUGUUACAUUACUAUUGCUGUCUCAGUAGUUACAUAGAGCUCCAUUUAUAGAGCUUUUGCUUUUUUGCAGGUGUGUCUGUUCUUAAAAAACUAGUAGUUGCUUUUGCAUACCUUUUGUGUAGAGCUUUUAAUCACUUGAGGACGUUCCAAAUUUGCAGACAAUUCCAGACAAAUUUAAACUUCGAGUUAAGAACAGCAUGAAAUUGUGUUCUGUAGGAGGUAAGACUUGCCUUUGAGCCUGGUCUUAAUUCACUGAGUGGCGUGCCAAUAAGACAAGUCCACCAAGUUCUCAAUCUGGAGCUUCAGAAGAGACACCAGCAGCACAGGCCUUAGGAAUAUCUUUCCUUUUUCUAGAAGGCCUAAUGGGAUCGCCAGCAUCUACAUUGUAUUUUGCCUCAUCUCCAAAGUUCAUGUUCUACCAAAAGACAAUAUAUAGACACACAAAAUCGUGUAAUGAAAAGAUGGUUUUAAGUGUACAGCAAACUUCAAGUAGUCAGUGAAUUGUUUCUUAAUACUUCAUGUUGCAUUUAACCUCUAUGUAAUAAACGGGAUUUUAUUGUUAGUAUUAUAGGUCAGUAACCUGUAACAGACUUUCAUACUCUAUUAUUGUAAUGGCUUAGAGCUAUCCCUUGAGGAAAAAUGUCUUUUUGACAUGCCAUUAUACUUGGCGUGUUUAUGAUGGCUUAGCUGCAUGGAGAGUUAAUAUAUACAGCCAUGCCUGAAGUUAGAUGCUACUUUGUCAAAAUGAGGAAUAAGUCACUGCCUAGAGCUGCUGGAGAGAAGCCACCCUUUCUAAAAAAGUAUUAUCAAGACUGUCUGUCAUUCAGAGGCCUGAUUGACAGAAGGACUCUUUUUUGGUACUGUUGAGUGUUUUUUUCCUCUAAAAUACACUGAAGUUUUUUCUUUAAGUGCCCACUGCUCUAGUAAUGUUCUCAAGGAACACCUACUCCUGCACCUGGAUAUUUUCUGUGCUUAAAUAGAUGCUGAGUGGGAUAGACCCUUCCCCUGCAGCACAGUUACUUACCCCUUUUUCUCACACAAAAUGUCAUGAUGGGCUGCUCUAUCAUUGUGUCCCCUUUGAAAAUUAGAGUCCAUAACUGUGAUCGCUCCAGAAUUUCCUUAUCAGCAGGAUGGGUGUGAAUCUGGUUAGAAAGCAGGACUUGCAGCUCAGUUUACAUAGCACUUUAUGGAAGACUGUAAAUUGUCAAUUAUUCUUAACAGAGAAUGUGGUAGAGGGAGGAACAGGUAGAGAUGUCAGGGGAGAAAUGGGGCUGAAGCCAACCCAGCACCUCCAGGGACCAUCCCUGCCUCUCAUGAAGUAGUGAGUCUGCCUGCUCUGGGCUGCACCCAUAGUAGAAUAGAAACUGUAGUGUCUUAAAUAUAAAAUGGUACCAUUAAGUUUUAGUGAUGAAGGUAGGUUUUGUUGUCACAUGUCCUUUCUUGCCUUAGUUCCAUAGUGCCCUGAGGCACACAUUUCUAACAUAAUUUGUUGGAUUUAAGGGGAAAAUUUUCACACUAAGCUCUGUGGCUCCCCAGUUGGUCCUGUGGUAGUGGCUUAUUUGAAGACUUCUGCAGUUCAGGUAGCAUCUUCUGACAAACUGCCUAGUAGUUUUCCUAGUAGUUACCUGUGAUUAAAAAUAAUUUAUAGCUAUAAUUUUAUUUGGAUUUUAAGCAUCUCUGAUGUAAAGGUAGGUGACUACUCCUAAGAACAGUCAUGAAGCUUAGUGACUUGCCCAGAAUCACAUAAUCAGUACUAUAAUCCCAGAUUUUCAGACUUUCUCUGCCCACAUUUAUAAUCUGGUGUCUCCUGCUCCAUGAGUCACUCUGAGACCCAUCUAGUGAGCUGGGAAUGUCAGUCAUCUCUUGGGUGUGCUUUUCUACAUAUUUUGAAUACUUUCAAUAAGGAUCACCCAAAAAUGCCAUUUCUUACUGUUACUAAGUGGGGAAGAAAAUUAAUUGCCUAAGAGUCAUUAAUCACAUAAUAUAUUUUCCAACACAGAGUUGUAAAUUGUGCUCCUCAUUUUAAGCCAGUUUGAGCUUGUAUACAGAAUUAUUAACUGGCUUGUUUUGCUUGUUUUCUGUAGGACUCAAUUCCAGAGAAAUAACCUGAGAAUUGAGUGUAUUUUGAAUCUUAGAAUUUAAAUUUCCUUUUUUAUGGCACUGUAUAAUGUCAUAAAUUUAAAGACAAUUACAUUAGAUUAAACAAAAGAUAUUUCAAAAUCAUGACUUUCUAAUUUGUUGAAAAAACUCUGGUAACAUAUCUUCCUUUGAGGAUGCUUGAGUUCAUGUGUAUUUGAUUUGCUCAAAAAUAAUAACUGAAGCUGGAUUCUUAUUUCAGGGAUCUGAUUUAUCCCAGUGGGCUGCACUAUCAGCCUGUCUGUAUCCUAAUCUUUUGUAUUUUCCACAGUGGGCAGAAGUCAAGACAUCUAGUUGCAUGAACUUCAUUUAUAAAAAUUUAGUUUUGUUUAUGGGUUUAAGGGAAUUUGGGAUUAUUUUGCAGAUGCACUAUUUUAAAGGAAACAAAAUCAUUUGCAUCCAUUGCUUUUGAGUGGAACUUUUCCAAAGAGGAAAUUAGUAGGUGUUUACAUGGUGCCAAGUUUGGGGCAGGCAGGGUAUGAUCUUUGAAUGGUCUGUGCUUGUUAAACAAGCAACCUUUACCUUGACUUCUUUAGAAAUUUAAUUCUGUUGAAAAUUUCAGAUUACAUUGUUUUCCUAGGCUAUGAAACAGGCUGUAAACAAGGUCACCUUGGCAACAGAACAACCAAAAACUGAACUACAGAUUUUUAAUGCUUAUGGCAUCCUUUGCUAAGUAAAACUUAAGACUUAGGGACAGGUCACUAAACUGUUAGUGAAAGUCAGGAUUAAUCUGACACAUUUGCAUUUUGGAAUAGAACACAAGAGACACAGAAUGGGAAGUUCUGAUGCUGCAAAGUAAAGGGGCAGUUAUCGCAGAAGUCACUUGAACAAGUUUCCAAGCCAUGUGUGUAAGGAGCGGGCAUUGUCAUUGCUAAGGUUAUGGGUUCUCCACUUUGGCUCCAGGUGAUGCAUGAUUCACUUCAGGGCUGUUUUAUUUUGGCUUCAUUACUGAGGUUCUGAAUCAGAACCUUGGGGAGAGGGCUGUUAUGAAUGUCCUAGAUUAGAAGCUGGAAAUCAGUUUACUCUGUGUCUGCUGAACCUUACCUGAGCUGGGAUCAGAACAGAGUGACUUAUUCUAACAGUUGUGAGUUCAGUUCAGUUGAGACAUAGCUUUCAAGACACCUGUGGUUCCUGGGAUGGUGGGAGGGGUAGUGGAAGCAGUUUGGUCUUGCUGUCAGCUGCUUCCUUUGUUAAUACUUGAACUGCUGGUUUUGCUUGUCAGUAUUUCUUUAUCUUCCACACCAUUCUGGAUAGUUAGUAGAUACUGGUGAUGGCAGCAGUCAGAUGGGUUCCCACCCCAUUAGAAAACUGGUACGUAGUAUAAAAUGUUGAAAUUGGUGAGUUCCGCUAUUAGCACUAAAUGCAAAUGGCCGAGAUGCUUUCACCUAUAUUAAGGUCCGAAAACAGAUAGGUGUUAGAUGCCUAGAAACAGUACCAUUUUCAAAGAAGCAAGGAAAAUGAGUGGAUGGUAAGGUUUUUUAACAAACCCAGGACAACAAAACUAUGGCCACGUGAAAUUUUCCUGCCAUUGCCAAUAGACACGAUAACUACUUGAUAAAAUUGCCAGGUUUAGGGAUAAAAAAUUUUCAAAUAGUAUUGAAGAAUGAGGCAGAUCUUAAAAAUGUUCACCAAGGAAAGCAAUGUUGGCAAGGUCCCGAAGUGAGAAGUCAAGGGUAAGAGAAGGGGAGAUGGUCAGAGCAGGGGUGCUUGGGUCCCUGGGCCAACAGCCUCAGCACAUUCUCGCUCCCACCAGACCUACUGAAUCAGCAUCUGAGGCUGAAGCCUGGCAGUGUUGUACUAGCCCUUUGGGGAACUCCGGUGCAUGCUAAUUAUUAGAACCACUAGCUUUGACACAGUUAAAAAGAAAUGUUUUAAUAUACUGGUUCCCCCUAAGCUCUGAGGUGCCCUUUAUUUCCCUCCAUAAGUAUAGAGAUGGCUUUGUGUAUGGUUCUUUGUAGAAAUUGUCAAUGUCUUUAUUUCCCACACUUUACCCCUCAAGUUCCUGAAAAGAUCCCCCUGGAAAUAUUGAGAAAGGUUGAUGUGGAGAAAAACACCAUCAAGGCCAUGUUUAUUUAGAUGGAUGCAAAUAACCUUUUAAAAGUGAAUUAAAAUAUAACAGUGAAUUUUCAGCCUGUAAGUGAUAGUCAUUUUUCACAAUUGCCAGUAAAAACAUUUGUGUAAGAUAACCGGCAUUAAAAUGUAACGUGUUUGUUCGUUACAUCUUUGUUUCAUGGGAGGAAAUUAUCAUGUAUAUUUUAGCAGCAUCAUGAUGAAGGCUUUAAGGUGUGGCUCACAAAAAUGGAAAGAAAUUUAAAGGAAAAAAACCAUUCAGAUACCUAUCAAUUGUGUAAUAAAUACCUGUCAAGUUACUGGUAAUCUCUUGCUAGGACUCAGUCUCAAUACUUCAGAGCAUAUAAAAACCAAUUUUCAGUGAUCCCCCUUAGUCAUGCCUUACUUACUGUCUUUGUUUUGCAUUUCAGCUAGUGAUUCUGCAAGAGUUGGGGACUAAUAGCAACAGCAUGUUUUUUUGUUGUUGUCUGACUCAUGAAUUCAGCAUUCAGAAUGUGGUACUAUGCUCUUAAUGCUUUGAAGUAAUCAUCACAAUUUUUUCUUUAAAUUUUAUUUGUAUGCAUUGAACUGGGCCCUAGCUUAUUACUAAAGCCUACAAACCCAGAUUCUCUCCACAGAUGAGAGCCCCCUCACAUAUCCUCACACUUUCCUCACCUCUUUCUGGCAAGUACCUAUCCUGCCCAGGACAAAUCCCUUCCUGUGUGUCCCAGACCCUCUCCUUUGUUCACAGAUGCCUUGCUCAGUGUAGCUAUCGCUGCUCCUGGCAUGCACAGCUUUGCCUUUAAACAUGUCCCAAGACUCCCUCUUCAAACAAAAAUACCUUUCCUCAGCCCUUUGAACCCCUUGGCUACCACCAAAGUACUGCCUUCACCUGCACGUUCUGUUGUCAGUCCCCUGAAGCAGUGGUUUUUAACCCUGGCUACACAUUAGAAUCACCUGGGGAGCAUAUUUUUUAAAGUCCUGAUUGUCUAGAUGGGCCCACAUGGACCACUUCCAUCAGAUGGCAAGGCGGGACAGGCUUCAGUCUGUUUCAUGCCGUGUACAGCCAGGGCUGAGGACCAACCACCACUUCAAAGUGGCCACCUCUUAUGCCACCAUUAAAAUAGUUUUGGGGAGCGUCACUGGUGUCUGCUGGUGGUCAAAGCUUAGUCCAUAAGUUGAUCUUUAUGAUUCAGUGCUCUGUAACCACUUCCUUGUUGGAAUUCUACCUUUUCUAAUCUUGCUCUUACACAAUGGGUGCAUUGGUUAGUAGGUCAGAUCUCCUUUCCCUCCAUUCCUUCAAAAACACACAUCCUGGGCCUCCCUGGUGGCGCGAGGGGGUUAAGACACAACCUAUGAAGCUAUCUGCAGCCUCUGCAGCACGAGUUCGAUCCCCGACCAACCAGGGAGCUACUGAAAUGGCACAGCAGACCUCUCCUGUCUCACACACUUCUCCCCUCAGCAGUGUAUUUCAGUCAAUCUGCCUGUUCUGUUCCCUACUCUGUCUCUGGUGAAUCCUCUCACAACCCCCCCCAUGCCUCUGGCCUGUACCCCAGUUCUUGUAUGCAUAAAUAAAUAAAUCUUAAAAAAAAAAAUCCUAUGAGUUCCAUUGCCAGACCACUUCAGGGACAGCACUUUUUAUAGCACAGACUUGGGUAAAGCCUUUACAUUUAUCAAUGAUUUUCGUAUACUUCUACGAAAGCAUCCUUGAGAAUUAUGUUAGUCCCAUCCUCAAAUGGAUCUCCCACAUUUACUAGUGGGGGCUUGAACUGUGGUGCCUCUUCUGCUUUCUCCUUUCCUAGGUCUUGGACUGGUUGGAGAGCUGGGGCCUCUUCUCCAUAUAAAGAGCCUACCCUAUCUAGUGUGAAAUUCAGCUUUUUACUUCUGCUGCUG
Messenger RNA from Talpa occidentalis (Iberian mole), 7848 nucleotides. RefSeq names its product G-patch domain containing 2 like (gene GPATCH2L). The transcript is spliced from 10 exons. The record is from RefSeq and is a predicted model, not a curated record. Lineage: Eukaryota; Metazoa; Chordata; Mammalia; Eulipotyphla; Talpidae. The coding region runs from base 91 to 1539 and encodes 482 amino acids.